UGUACUAAUAUUUCUUCACAUUGCAUUAUAGGGUGGAAAGGAUGGGGUUGUACUGAUAAUUCUACAGCUUUGUCAGAUUCUGAACUGCUGUUAGAUGUUUUAUUACUUACCUUAAGUAAUUUGCUCUUCAUACCAGCAAUAAUCUUGAGUGCAUCUAGGAAAUAUUUUACUGAAGCUUUUGUUUAUUUUGCCACAAUGUUGUCAUCCACGUUUUAUCAUGCUUGUGAUGCUGAAGUGUAUUCCUACUGUUUAAUUCGAUUAAGUGUACUUCAAUUUUGUGACUUCUAUUCGGCUAUCCUUUCUGUGUGGGUGACACUUAUUGCUAUGGCGAAAUUACCGAAUAUUGUUCAAUCUUUUACUCAUAUGGCUGGUGCUGUUGGUGUUGCUUUAGGUGUGGAGUAUGAUCGUACUGGUCUAUGGGUGUUUGUUCUCCCUACUGGAAUUGGACUGUUGAUUCUUUUUACAUCUUGGGCUAAUCAGUGUCGGAAAAAACAUGUUUGUUAUCCAACUCAUAGAGUGUGGCUUUUCUUUCUUCUUCCUGGAGCAUUGCUGGCUUUAUCAGGACUUAUAAUUUAUGCUUUCUUUGAAACUAAAGAUAAUUACCCAUUUGUGCACAGUGCUUGGCAUGUUACAAUUGCCUUAUCUGUAUUGUUUUUAUUGCCAAGAAGGGAAUUAAAUAGCAAAAGUACACCUGAGGCUACUAGUUCUUGUAGUUAUAUAAGAGUAGGUGAUGUUGUAUGCCAGGAUAUUUCACAACCUUCUUAUGCACAGUUAUUAGCUCCUACACCAUAAAAAUUUCAGGUUUUGUGUGCUAUGUUUAGUGUAUUUUUGUGACAAGACAGUUUAUUCUAUUAUAUAAUGGUAAAUCUGCAGUUUAAUUUUGAAGUCUUGUGAGAUUUCUUGAAACUUAUUUUUAAUUGAAGUAUUCUAGAUUAAUAGAGCAAAUAUGUAUGCUAUUACUCAGUUUUUUAAAUUUCGUGCAUUUUGUAAAAUAUGGAAUUUUAUGUGCCAUGUUCUUUAUGAUUUUUGAGGUAGAUAAAUGCAUUUUAAAUUUAGAUUCAUGAUAAAGAUACGAAUUAUUGUCUUCUUAAAAACUAAUUUUUAUGUAUGAUUGAUUAAUUUUGGCAUAUUAAAUGCAUAAAAAUGAAAAAUUUAAUUCCGUUUUGAAAUUUUAAUAGGUUAUUCUAGGGUAUUAAUUUUUUAUAAAAGAAGGCACAAGCCUCUUUGGUAGGUGUUACUUAACAGUUAACAUCUGAAAUGGUAAAUUUUAAUUUCUUCAUAAAUAAAAUUAGUCUUAAAUGAAAAUUUUGCUUUCUUUGUGUAAACAUGUAGUCACAACUUUACAUUUUAAAGUACGUGAUCUCAUUACCAUUUUAAAAUCCUUUUACAUUUUAUUUGUUUUGUGCAUAAUGUUUACAAAUGCCUUUUAGUGAAUUGUUGUUUUCAUGGAUAACUGAAUUAGUACCUUUCUGUUGUCAAUUAUUUAAAAAUCAUAACUUCCAAGCCAUGAGCUUACUGGUGAGUUAAUCUUUACUUAAUAAUGUAAGGAAAACAAUGUUAAUAAUUGAGAUACAGUCAAAAGUCGUUAAUUCGGACACCCAUAAUCCGGAAUGAUCUAUAAUCCGGACCUGAAAGCUAAGAACUUUCUGCGCAUGCGCCGCGUUGGC
Stegodyphus dumicola is the source of this 1667-nucleotide messenger RNA. Its product is annotated as transmembrane protein 8B. The record is from RefSeq and is a predicted model, not a curated record. Gene Ontology annotation, cellular component: membrane. Lineage: Eukaryota; Metazoa; Arthropoda; Arachnida; Araneae; Eresidae.